This is a messenger RNA of Prorocentrum cordatum, 1831 nucleotides long. NCBI's taxonomy places the organism in Eukaryota, Dinophyceae, Prorocentrales, Prorocentraceae. The record is from the annotation of a GenBank genome assembly.
GGCCGAGAACUGAAGUGAUUAUUUGGGACGCAUUGAGAGCAAUGAAGAUCGGACGCGCUCCUCAUUCAAAUCGCGACGUCACGGUCCACGCGCACGAUGUGUUUACAUGUUCCGUCGCCAUUUUGGCUCAAGCGGGUGAAAGGUUCUGGUCAUUUUCAGGUCGCUUUGCUGCCAGCGGCUCAGCAACCAAGCGCGGCCUACGUGACCAAGGCGUUGCGUGGCAGCGUCGAUGGCCCCGCUAGGCUUGGAUAGCCACUUCUACAAGAUGGUCUUGCCGAUAGUAGCGUGCGAGAGCGUUCUAUGGUGGUAUGCCUUCCAGUACCUCCAGACUGACCCUCGGACUUGCCAGGUGGUGCUCUCUUUGCUCGGACUCUGGUGGUGCUUCGCGGCUUUGUGGGUGGAGGUGAAGAUCGAGAUGGCUUAUCCUGGUUUCGAUUACGAGAACCCGACAGACCCACAGAUGAAAAGGUACAAGCCGUUCUGUGACUUCGCGCCAUGGGCCACGUGCAGCGUGGUGCUCAUGUCGCCACCUGGGCGCUUCCUGCGGUACUUCGGAGUCGCCAAGGAGGGCGGCGGGGAGGGCUUCAUCAACUGGGCGCGAGGCAUGAUCGAUGUGCCCAACCCUACGCUGGGAGUCCUCUAUUUUGCAGCCCACCUUUUCUGGCCACUGAUACUGAUAUUGCCGAUCCCUUUUCUUCCGCAGCUUUUCUUUCUUGCGUGUAUUUUUGUUGGUGGCAUGACGAUUUGGCUUGCCUACAACUUGUUCUUCGUCUUGAAAGACUUCUGCGUGGUCUGCGUCUCGCAGUACGUUGUGAACUUUGCCCUGAUUCCGACUGUGUACCACAUGCUGCACUCCAGCUACGGCAUCCUCGACUUCGGCGUAGUGCCCAAGGGACUCCUCUGCCCGUUCCUCGCCCUGGACGCGGUCAUGGGCGUCGGGGUACUCCUGUUGUGGCUGUGGUCGCUGCGGAACCCGCGCGCCGCACACGCGCGAGAGAUCCGGAAGGAGGGAUACCUUCAGGUGGGCGCCUGAGCAGGCCACCCCAGGACGCGAGCCCAGCGGCAAGUGGACGGCGGCGGGGAGAGGCGCGGAGCGGCCUCCGCGACGAGGGCGCCCUGGGGGCUCGGUGAAGACGUUGGCUGGGGAAUGUCACACGACCACGCCCAGUGGUGUACAUAGAGUCUAGAGGCUUUCUGCGUGCACGAUUCUUUUCCGACGCCCGGAUCUCCACCUCCCGAGGCGGGCACGCGCCCGGCCCUGCUCAGGGCCUCUGCCUCGGGCGCGGGGGGCCUAGGAUGAGGUGGAGAGGAGAGGAGUAUGGAGGCAACCGCGCUGCCCUGGCUGGCGCCCCACUGCGCGCGCGCGAUACGCGCGCGGCCAGGCGACGGCGCGGGCGUGCGCGCGCGGGCGCGUGCGCCGAUCCCGCCGCCCUGCACUGCGGGGGGCCGAUUUUCUGUGGGCGCGCGGGCCGUGCGCCUCGCCACGAGCCAACUGGGUCCUUUGAAAGCGUUUGGGCCUGUUGUUGCAGUUUUCUGGUUGGAGAGAGCUUCCCUCCACAGGCCAGCGGGGUGGCCAGCAAGGAACGCUUAAGCUCCAUGUUGCGUUGAUUAAAAAUGUACGAUGUGCUCGCACUGCUAAUCGUACACCCUUCAAGCGCACAAGGGACUUCGACGAUGUUGCACACGAGCCUUACAAAUUUCUGCACCGAGGCUCGCCCUCUGCUGCCCCCCCCUCUGCCGCUGGGGGCGGCGCAGGAUCCCCCCUCCGUCUCUGCUCGCCCGUUGAGACGUGUUCCGUGUGCUUGUAGACUCCCAAUAUUGUGUCGGGCGC